Molecule: messenger RNA, 516 nt
Organism: Effrenium voratum
Lineage: Eukaryota; Dinophyceae; Suessiales; Symbiodiniaceae
Source: the annotation of a GenBank genome assembly
AUGUCGUUUGGCUACUUCGUCACAAAGGCCGCCGAGGUCCCCAUUGCCGAAACGCAGGAUGAGCAAGCCGCUGAGGUAAAGCAAGACAAGGCCAAGAAGGAGCCCAAGAAGGAGAAGAAGGAGUCUGCCGGGCUCAGCCCUGCUGAGACAAAGGAGCUGGAAGAUCUUAAGCAGGCCAUUGUGGAGCGGAAGGCCAUUCUGAAGGAACAAGGCAUGAGCGGUGGGCAGCAGAACAAGGACGUAGAGGUCGUGAAAAUGGUGGACCGCAUGAACCAGCUGAAGGAGAAGCAGGACCCGGGCAGCACCAAGAAGGAGAAGGAUGGCAAGAAGGACUCCAAGAAGAAGACGCCCUUGAGCGCGGAGGAGCAGAAGGAGUUCGCAAAGCUCCAGAACGAGGUAGAACUCUACAAGGCCAAGUUGAAGACCGAGUUCGGAUACACCGCCAAGGACAUGAAGGCUGAUCCCGACCUCAAGGAGAUGGAAGCGCGCCUGGCAGCAUUGGAGAAGCGUAGCUGA